AGCCAUUAGCUUCCGGUUGUCAUUCUGACCCCAGGGUGAGAGUGGGUCUAUGCCUGUUGUACAUAAAAAGAGAAAUAGUUUUUUUUUUAUUCCAAGCCCCUCCCUCCAUCACUCCUUGUAGGAGUCCUCAUCUCUUCAUGUGUGUCCCUGAUGGGAGGCUGGUCUCGUAGUGCGGUGCUGGACCUGUACCGAGCGCUGCUCCGGGCAGGGCGACACCUUCAGUACACCGACCGCGACUACUACCGGCGCGCCGUGGCCCACGAGUUCCGCCGCUGCCAGACACUGACCGCGCCGAGCGACAGGGAGGACGCACUGAAGAGGGGCCAGUUCUUCCUCCACAGCAGACUGGGGGGGCUGAUGUAGGGGCGGGUGGAGGUCCUCCAGGCGAUACCCCCCUUUUAGCGUGACGCGGCGGACCAUUUACAGAAUGGCGGGGUUGAAUGGUGACCGUAAAGGAAAAAAGGAUGACAACGGCAUGGGCACGGCAUGGGACUUUUUGCUCUCUAACGCGAAGUUGGUGCUUGGGGUCGGAGGAGCUGCCAUGCUUGGCAUCGCGACACUAGCCGUCAAAAGAAUGUAUGACCGUGCCAUCAGUGCGCCGGCCAGCCCUACCAAGAUGGAUCCGUCAGGGAGAAGGAGCUGGGAGGAGCCCAGCUGGGUAGGCUCAUCGCCAAGGGUAUUAAGUCGUGACAUGAAGGCGACCAUGAGCAGGUCACUGCAGACCCUGCCCACUUCUUCCAACUCCUUUGAACCAGACUGCAUCCGAAGGGUGGUGGGGCGGGGGCGUGGCGCCUCGGGCGAGGCUGAUUUCCACCGGGCCCGGAUGCGCCUCUCCUUGCAGGAGAAACUGUGGCAGUUCUACCGGGAGCGCGUGUCCAUCCCGGCCGAGGAGCAGGCCACGGCACGCCGCGCCGCCCUGGACAUCUGUGCCGAGCUGAGGAUUUUCCUGCAUGCCAAGCUGCCUGAUAUGCCUCUACGAGAGAUGUACCUUAGUGGCAGUCUCUAUGACGACCUGCAGGUGGUGACGGCAGAUCACGCUCAGCUCAUGGUUCCUCUGACCCUGGAGAAGAACCUGUGGUCAUCUAUCCCUGGUGAGGACACCAUCAUGAGCCUCCCGGGCUUCUGGCUGAUCCGCCGGGAGAAUGUGGAGUACUUCCCCCGGGGCAGCAGCUACUGGGACCGCUGCGUGGUGGGGGGCUACCUGUCCCCCAAGUCUGUCCUGGAGCUCUUCGAGAAGCUUGUGGCGGGCUCCAUUAACUGGCCGGCCAUCGGCAGCGUCCUGGACUACGUGAUCCGGCCGGUGGUUCCCUCAGAGACACUCACGCUGGAGGUCCAGUACGAGACAAACCGCCGCCUCUAUGUCGACUUCCUUCCUCUACUGGUAAUGGACGACGGCGUCUCGCUGAUCGCCAAGCCCCACCGGCUGGCCGCCGAGCGCCACCAGAACCUGUGGCGGCAGAGCUUCCGGGUGGCGGAGACAACGCGCCUGCGGGCCCUGGACCAGGAGGACGACGGCUGCCGCUGCACCUGCCUGAAGGUGGCCAAGGCCGUGUGCAAGCUGAACCCGGCCCUGGCGCGCCUGACCUCCAGUCAGCUGACCAACGCCAUAUUGCUGCUGAGCGAGAGGGAGGGGGACUGGACCCAGGAGGCGCUGGCCGAUCGCUUCCUGCAGCUGCUCCGCUCGCUGGUGGGACACCUUGAGGAUGGCAGGCUGCCGUGCGCCUUGGUGCCCCGCGUCGACUUGCUCUGUGAGCUGACGCCCGCUGAGGUGGACGAGCUGGGCUACACGCUGUACUGCGCCCUCUCGCACCCCGAGGGACUCCUGGCCCAGGCUGGAUCCUCCGAUCAGGCGUCGACCGUGUGACGCCACCGCUCUGGGGUUUGAAGGCCAUUCAUGAUGGAUGAACAAUGUUUGUCAACUCUUAACUGACUCACGGGGGAGCUCAUGACGAAUGGUGGGCAUUUAAGUAGCUGUUGGGCUUAUGUCCCAAAAUGUUAUUGUAAAUUUGAUUCCACUUGGAAAACCCUGUUAAACCCGGGCUGUUUUCAGGCACACAAGUGUUAUGGUCAGAAUGUUGGCCGCGUGUUUAUUGGCACAAAGACACCCAGGCUGUUAUACCCAAUGGGGUUUAUUUAUAUAAAUACUAAAAUUACAUUUUGAUUAUGGAUGCAAUUACUCUGAAUUACGGUCUGGCACUUGUGAGCCCAAGAGCUUCUUAACCCUCCAUUACUCAUGAGAAAUACUUGAGUAAGUUGAUUGGUAAUGAAGAUGUUAAAUAUGAUUGACACCAAUCACGUCAUUGUCCGGUGCAUGUUUUUCUGACAUGCACAGACUCCUGUGUCGUGUGGGAUUGUCUUCCUUCGCGCCUCUGUAGCCCUCUGUCAUCGAUAGACAUUUUUUCACGACAAGUAUACAUGCUGAAUUUAUUUAUUUAGUUUUUGACAUGCAAGCCAUAUCUGCUCAAUUCAACUACAGGAUCAUCCAAAUACCAGUUUAACCUCAAGCAGUGAAACCUUUCAUCAUAUGGCCCAUCAUGACUCCAGCACUUAAGGUGUGAUGAGUUGAUGAAGGUUCAGGGGAUUAUUACAAAGUGGGGUCCAGGAGUUGGCCAGAAAUAAUUUGGUUCAGCUUUUUUAAAGAUACGCCAGAAACUGUCUUGGUCUAAAUUAGUUAACAACCAACAACGUUGUUUAGCUUUCUUAAUGAACCUGAAAAUCGGUAGUUAUUUCUUGUUUAUCAAAGUAAGCUGGCAAACUGUUUUUGGUGCAUUCUGCGUUAGGGCAUGGUAGUUGUUGAAUUGGCGACUGCUUGAUUGUUUGAUCAUCUGUAACCAAAUUGGAUGGGAUGGUGUAAAAUAAACAUAUUUAAUAAUUAUAAUAUUAUGGCGAUGGAAAUCGAGGUGAAUUUAUUUUUCAAUUUUCGUAGAUCCCUUUUCAGAUUGCGGGUCUUUCAAUCUGAGAUUCUGAGGGGUAUUUCAAAUGUUAUCAUUUCCCUCCAUAGUCACAUGAACACAUCUCAAUCGGCACGAAUGCAGCAGCUGAGGUUUUUACAUGGCUUCAUGUUUAGCUGGGACCUAGGGUUCACCAUGUGUAUCACACCCGCCAUCAGACAUUCCUGUUCAGACAGGUAGGAAUCUGAACACCGCCGGCCACUCGUUGAAAGGUUGAACUGCGUUCAGUGCUUUCAGGGUUCGCUUGGUAACCGUACCAGUUGGCCACGCCACAGGUUUGUUUUGCUGCAGGGAUUCCCGUCUGUUCUGACAGCGUCUGUUAUCGCUCUGAUGCGUGGCAUGACAAAGCCAGGAAGGCAAUGCAGAUAUGGGACCACUGGGUUACUCUUGUUCUUCAGUUGUGAAGUCAGUGCUGAAAACGGGAGCUGUCCUGAAAGCAAUCCCAUGAUGGAACAACAGAAGUCUUGACAUUCUUGAGUAAAAGAAAUGCACAAAUGGAGCAGUUAUUGCCUCACUGGCUGUUGCUGUCUUCUCGUACUGUUUUCUUUUUUUUAGUUUGGUUUGUAACUUUACAGUUUACAGUUAUGUUGUAAUUUCAUCGUAUUUGAAGUUACAAAUAAUUUGUUUUCCGGGACACAUCCCACAAAGGUUGUUUCCUGUGAAUGAAAGCAACAUGUUUGAGAAAUUAAGAUUAACUGUUUAUUUUAGUAAUGUGUGUGAUUUGCGUGAGUUUGAUUGGCAGUCUAGUUUAGAAAAUGAAUAACACAUCAGGUUAUUGUACACACUGGCGUUCUGUCUGUGACAGGAGGGUGAAAUAGGUUAACUAUGUUCUUUCAUAGGUCAGAGUUAUGUUAAUCUGGCUGUUGUAAGAAACAAAAACCUUCUGUGAGUUUCUCCCAGUCUGCGCACACUGGUUCGCUGUGCAUUUGCAGGCAAAACCUCAUGGUAGUUGGGUUGUUGAUCUGGAAGCAGAUGUGUUUCCUGUUGCACAUCAUACCGUUUGACCGUUAAGCCUACAGGUCUUCUAGUGCUCCAGGAACCUCUACUGGCUUAAGGUAACACUUGCUUAGUCCUGACAGCUGCUUGGGUCUGCUGUCUUGAUGUAGUAGUGCUAAUGUUUUAAAGAGCUACUUUUGCCAAGGACAACAUGAUCCAGUAUGCAAUACCGCUUAGUUAGUGUUACCACAUUGGUAUGUUAUUGCGGACAUCGGGACUGAGAUAGGGAGGCUUUAGUUUGAUGACGCCAUUUCUUGUUCCAUCACUCAUUGUGUUUACUCUGUCCAUUUGUCAAAGGCUUUGGGGAAUCCCAUUAGCGUAGAAGACGAACCCACAUUGAAUGACUGCCAUGGUUAAUCUGGUGCUGACCGAGGUCUUGUCCAGGAGACCGACGCUCUCGCAGGGAUGUAAAACCAGGUCAGGGGGCAGCUAUAAAAACCUUCAAUCACACUGUGCCGAGAUGUUCAGCGUUCAGUCAGAAGGCCGUCUUCGAGAGUGCAAUGCCAAUCAAAAGGAACCAUGUCCCAUUAAGCCUUAUAGCCUCAGUAUGUGAGGAGCCAUGGAGAUUCCCAUCUGUCUGAAAUGAACCCUGGAACAUUAUCUGCUCAGUUACCACCACAUGGUCUCUCAGUCUGGUGGGGGCGGACAGUGUGUAGAAGUAAAUCUGUGAUGUAGACCAUUGAUGUUUUUUUUAAAAAUGUAUUUUGUUCAUUUGUAACCAAAAACAAGCAGAGUAUUUAUGUUUGCAGUGCUACCACCAAACUACACGCAGUGAACGUCAUUGUGGACGUGCUAACAUGCACAGCUUACACCACGAUGGGUCUUCCUGCUGUUACAGCAGAGGUGUCAAACCGGUUCCACGGAGGGCGGAGCUUUUUGGUUUUUCCUCAAAAUUGGUUCCCAGUUCAGACCUAAACAACCACGUGAGGGUAGAAAACUAACCAAUUAGUGACCUAAUUAAUGAAGUACAAGCUGAGAGUGAAAACCUGCUGACACCCGGCCGUCUGUGGAACCGGUUGGACACUGCUAGAGGAUGUUUCCUGAAGUGUGCAGAUUGGAGUCUUCCUUCAGCUACAAACAUUUUGGUGUGAAAGUUGGGCUCACGUUGCCAGACGUUCAUUAUCAUAAAGAAGCCCGAAAUAGACCACUACCUCUACCUUGUGGAUUUCAGCCUAGUUUGUGAUGUGCUUGCAUGCAAUCAAUGUACGUUUCUUAUGUUGUCUGUAUUUAGUUCUGGAAUUGAAUGGUACACACAGCACUUUAACUCUAAUAAUAAAUGUUGCAGCAGACGUU
Messenger RNA from Esox lucius (northern pike), 5240 nucleotides. RefSeq names its product mitochondrial elongation factor 1 (gene mief1). The transcript is spliced from 6 exons. Gene Ontology annotation, cellular component: mitochondrial outer membrane. The record is from RefSeq and is a predicted model, not a curated record. Bases 428 to 1864 code for a protein of 478 amino acids. Lineage: Eukaryota; Metazoa; Chordata; Actinopteri; Esociformes; Esocidae. Gene Ontology annotation, biological process: positive regulation of mitochondrial fission; mitochondrion organization.